GCAGAAAGGACCCUCAGCUUGAGCAGUCCUACUCUCCUCCUCUUACACUCAGCAUCCAUCUGACACCAUGUGGACCCAGGACAGCACUCUGCUGCUACUGCUCGCCUGCUGCCUUUGGUCAGCCGAGGCUCAGAGCGACAGGAGACAAAGCAUCUGGGAUGAUCCCAUCAAAUUUAAAACUAAGGCCAAUGACUUGUGCUCCAUGAUCAUCACCGGUCACGGGGAAUACACCAGGCUGAGGGUGUCAUGCUAUAGUAACAAGCGCUCCUACUGGUGUGAAUACAUCGGCAAGCCUCACACCUGCCGCUCCUACAACACAAACCCUCGUCACUACUUCGUCCAGAUGACCUGGGUCCUCAGAAAGCUCCAGAACGCCUGCCAGGCCUCAAGGCAGAUCAAACCUCACAUGUGCAGGAAGGCACCCGAUGACUCUCAAAUGGUCUUUUCAUCGGCUUCCUUCACCCGGUCACCGGCAGAUGCUUCAUCUAGGACAGGAGCAAGACCUCAACCUCGUCCUGCACCCACAAAGGCAACCAUUCGAGUCCCACCACGAGUGAAAACAACUCUGAGAGCCACUCCACAACCAUCGGCCCCUCCUGUCGAGAGCAAUGCAAAGAGGAUGGCUCAGCAGUACUGCUGGAGGUCACUUCAAGGCAUUUGCUCCUACUUCAUCGGUUUGUUUCGGAACUAACGGGGAAGAUUUACAAUUCUGAUGAAGAUCACCUCAGAUGCCUGAUUAAAGGGGCCCUUGGGGGGAAUUCACAUAACCGCACUUUGUUCAUAAG
Etheostoma cragini (Arkansas darter) is the source of this 785-nucleotide messenger RNA. RefSeq names its product fibroblast growth factor binding protein 2a (gene fgfbp2a). The coding region runs from base 68 to 691 and encodes 207 amino acids. The record is from RefSeq and is a predicted model, not a curated record. Gene Ontology annotation, molecular function: growth factor binding. The transcript has 2 exons. Gene Ontology annotation, biological process: cell-cell signaling. Lineage: Eukaryota; Metazoa; Chordata; Actinopteri; Perciformes; Percidae.